CAGUCUAAAAUUGAAAACGAUAAAAAACACACAUCAAUAUGAAUAAGUUGCAAUGUUAGCACGAGUCGAACCACGGAAUACCGAGUAUAUUUCUCGUUAUUUUGAUUGCGAAACCCCGCUGUUGGCUUAUCAUGUGAAUUUAUGCAUUUUGCCUCUAUAAAAAUUCUCUAAAUCGAAAUUCGCUGCAAGUUUAACAUCAUUUUUGUGCAAUGAAAUGUGGCAGUAUAUAGUACUGUUGGUGUGUGUCAUGGGCACAUUAUGUCGGGAUGAUGCUCGACGACAUAAUAUAGAUUCAGAUCUUGUACUCAAUUUACGAGAUGAUGCCAAUCUGGAUCUCUCAACAGACUAUGAGUAUGAAGACUUGAGAGCUGAAUUACUGGCGUCGCAUACGGUGCUCGCGAAGCUGGUGGAAAGUGAUGAAGAACGACGUCGCUCGCAGAAAGUUAAUCAAAAUGCGCGGAGAAUGUGGGAUACUCCGUGUUGGAACCGAAGCGGAAUUUGCGUAAGCCUCGACCUGUGUACCGGAUUCAACUACUUAACCGAAAUACCAGGAUGUAAGGAAAAACUCAAAGUAUGCUGUUUCGUUUGGAAUCAGUUUCACGUCAGAGAUAUGAGGGAAUUCGGUCUCAGUAACAUUGCUAUGCCUUGGUCCCUGCAUGAAGAAUUUGGUGGAGAUGGCGUUGUAGCGAUCGAUAGACCUAGCGUACAAAAGAAGACUCGAAGACCGAAAAACAGAAAGAAGUUAAGAAAGGAAAAUUUUACAGAACACUUGGAAAAUAAAGCCAUUGAGUUAUUAUUGCGAUAUGAUAAUAAACCAGAAUUAAAUUAAGGGACUAAU
This is a messenger RNA of Plodia interpunctella (Indianmeal moth), 838 nucleotides long. RefSeq lists its product as uncharacterized. The coding region runs from base 215 to 829 and encodes 204 amino acids. Lineage: Eukaryota; Metazoa; Arthropoda; Insecta; Lepidoptera; Pyralidae. The transcript is spliced from 2 exons. The record is from RefSeq and is a predicted model, not a curated record.